AUGGCAAGCACAGUAAUGAGCUCAUUGAGCCUAAAGCCAACUUUCACUUUGGAGAAAACAUCAGUGAAAGGGCUUCCAUCACUUGCUAGGUCUUCUUCUCCCUUCAAAGUUGUGGCUAGUGGUGUCAAGAAGCUUAAGACUGACAAACCCUAUGGAAUUAAUGGAAGCAUGGCCUUGAGAGAUGGGCUUGAUGCCUCAGGCAGGAAGCCCAAGGGAAAGGGUGUGUACCAAUAUGUUGACAAAUAUGGAGCUAAUGUUGAUGGAUACAGUCCCAUCUACAACACAGAUGAGUGGUCUCCAAGUGGUGAUGUCUAUGUUGGAGGUACCACUGGCUUAGCCAUAUGGGCCGUGACCUUGGUUGGCAUUCUUGCAGGAGGUGCUCUCCUUGUCUACAACACAAGUGCUUUGGCACAGUAG
Solanum tuberosum (potato) is the source of this 417-nucleotide messenger RNA. It is a transcript of the gene PSBR, whose product is annotated as photosystem II 10 kDa polypeptide, chloroplastic-like. Gene Ontology annotation, biological process: photosynthesis. Lineage: Eukaryota; Viridiplantae; Streptophyta; Magnoliopsida; Solanales; Solanaceae. The record is from RefSeq and is marked provisional. Gene Ontology annotation, cellular component: photosystem II; thylakoid membrane; photosystem II oxygen evolving complex.